Messenger RNA from Aspergillus heteromorphus CBS 117.55, 925 nucleotides. Its product is annotated as MGMT family protein. Bases 182 to 802 code for a protein of 206 amino acids. The record is from RefSeq and is a predicted model, not a curated record. Gene Ontology annotation, molecular function: methylated-DNA-[protein]-cysteine S-methyltransferase activity. Lineage: Eukaryota; Fungi; Ascomycota; Eurotiomycetes; Eurotiales; Aspergillaceae. The transcript has a single exon. Gene Ontology annotation, biological process: DNA repair.
AGAAAACAACUCAAAACCCUCCCCUGUGGAACAGAACAAGAGGGGUAGAGGGGGUGUGUGUGUGUGUGUGUGUGUGUGUCUGUUGCUAAAUUUAUCUUGUCAAUCGAGUCGCUCGGACGGUCGGUCAAUCGGUCAAUCAAUCAAUCAGUUGAUCAAUCUGUCAAUCGGUCAAUCGGUUGCGAUGACGCAGAUGCGAACACAAUCGGUUCCAGGGGGGGAACAAUCACAAGCACAGGUACAAGCACAGGCCCUUCCUGAUUCUGAUGCUGAUGUCUCUGUCUCUGUCUCUGCCCUGACAUCCACAUCCACAUCCACAACCAACCGCACCCCCACCCCCAUCUCCAUCCCCUCCCAACCCCAGAAACCAACCCCCUCUGCAUUCCCCACCCUCCAAAAAACCAUAACCAAGAUAAAAACCCACGCGACCCUCCCCCACGCGCGCCGAAAAAUCUAUCUAGCCCUGCUCUCCGUCCCCCGCGGCCGAUGGACCACCUACGCCGCGCUGGCAAAGCACCUCGGCACCAGUCCGCGGGCCAUUGGGGCCGCCAUGCGCAUGAAUCCGUUUGCGCCCGAGGUGCCGUGUCAUCGGGUGCUGGGGGGCGGGGGGAAGUUGCUCGUGGGGUAUUCUGGGACUGGUGGUGGGAGUGGGAGUGGGAGUGGGACUGGAGGGGGGAAGAGUGUGGGUGCGAGGGAGGGGAGGGGCGUGAAGAGGGAGAUGUUGGAGGAGGAGGGAGUGGUUUUCAGUGAGGAGGGGUGGGCGAGGGGGGUUUGUUUUGAGGGGUUUGGAGAUUUGAAGAAGUGAUUUUGGGUAAUAUGUUUUGGGGAUGGGUUUUGGGAGAUUGAAAUGUACGAUGGAGUGGUAUGAGGGUGUGUUGUGCUAUGGGAUGUGAUUUGUUUCUUUGUAGAGACGGGGGGGUGUUCUUGG